Molecule: messenger RNA, 1635 nt
Organism: Merops nubicus (carmine bee-eater)
Lineage: Eukaryota; Metazoa; Chordata; Aves; Coraciiformes; Meropidae
Product: collagen alpha-3(IV) chain-like
Exons: 22
Source: RefSeq, a predicted model, not a curated record
AUGGAGUAUGGACAAGGGGUGAAAAAGGCUUUCCUGGUGUUCCAGGUCCACCUGGUCAUAGAGGCUUUUCUGGUCCAGAAGGACCUCCAGGGCCACAGGGACCAAAGGGUUCUCCAGGGCUUACAGGCCUUCCUGGACCCAAAGGUGUACGAGGCGUCCCAGGAAUACCUGGAUUUUCAGGUCCCCCAGGCCUUCCAGGUGCGCCGGGAAGCGACGGCCCCCCUGGGCGCGCGGGUGUUCCGGGGUGCAAUGGCACAAAGGGUGAUCGAGGUUUUCCAGGCCCUCCAGGCAGACGAGGAGCUCCAGGAGUUCCAUGCCUCUGGCGGUGCUCAUGAAAAUUUGCCAGUCCCACCGCCAAAGGGUGUUCCUGGCAUCAAAGGAGAGAAGGGUGCCCAGGGUGCUCAAGGAUAUCCUGGGGAACAUGGACCACAGGGCCCUCCAGGAGCUUCCGGUGACACUGGAUUAACUGGACCCCCGGGGCCCCCGGGAACCGUUAUUGUGACGUUAAGUGGCCCAGACAACAUUACGGACUUGAAAGGAGAGAAAGGAGAAAAAGGAUCAAGAGGAUUUCCAGGGCCAAUGGGGUUUACAGGACCAGUUGGUGAUUCUCAAAGUGAAAAGGGUGACCGUGGAGAACCUGGACCACAGGGUAAACCUGGAAAAGAAGGUCCCCCAGGUCCACCUGGCUUACUGGGACAGAAGGGUGAACAGGGCAAACCAGGACUGGCUGGCAGGCAAGGAGCUAAGGUAUUGUCUGAUGGGUUUGUUGUUGCUUUUGAGGAUGAGAAUAAGACGGAGUAUUAUGACAGUGUGGUGGGUGAAAAAGGAGAUGAAGGACUGCCUGGACCUCCAGGACCGAAAGGUCAACGUGGCAUGCCUGGGCCGCAGGGUCCUCCCGGAGCUGCUGGCAGACCAGGUGUGUCAAGGCCUGGUCGGAGAGGUCCCCCAGGAUAUCCUGGGCCAAAAGGAACAAAAGGAGAGAAAGGACAAACUGGCUUGUGUAUUGUGGGCCCCCCAGGACUGCCUGGUGUUACUGGCAGACCUGGUUCUGUUGGAUUACCAGGUCCUCCAGGAGAACCAGGUAGAGUGACAUUUCGAACAGCCCCGCCAGGACCUCCUGGAGAGCCAGGGUGCAUAGGACCUCCGGGACAUCCAGGAGAUGUUGGCAUGAAAGGUGAUGAAGCUUUCCUGUGUACUGAUUGCAGCUAUUUUCCAGGAAUACCUGGUCUUCCUGGUUCUCCGGGGCCACAUGGCCUGGAUGGCACACCUGGUAGAGAAGGAACAACAGGUCCAAAAGGUUCUCCAGGUUCUCCAGGAGCACCAGGGUUUCCAGGAGCUCAAGGACCUCCAGGUUUUAGAGGAGAUCAAGGACGUAAAGGAUCAAAAGGUGAGCCAGGAUAUGUGUAUCCAGAAGGGCAAAAAGGUGAGCGAGGAGAUCCAGGGGCCCGUGGAGACAGAGGAAGGAAAGGUUCAAGUGGAUUUCUGGGAAGACCUGGCUCUAAAGGAUCCAAGGGAUCUAAAGGCAAAGAGGUAGGGUUGGAGCAAGAGGUCAGCCAGGUGAUUCAGGACAUCCAGGGCCAACAGGUGACACAGGCUUUCCAGGGCUUGGGUUUCCUGGAAACCCAGGUCCAAAAG